Entrophospora candida is the source of this 332-nucleotide messenger RNA. The record is from the annotation of a GenBank genome assembly. Lineage: Eukaryota; Fungi; Glomeromycota; Glomeromycetes; Entrophosporales; Entrophosporaceae.
UAUAACCAACGGAAGAAAAGAAACUAGCCGGUCAAUGAAUUACCAAGGUCAUAACAAUAACAAUAAUCAAAAUCCUAAUCUUGAUAACCGUAUUAAUAAUGGUUAUUCUACUCCUCCUUCUAAUGGACAAUCAAACAUUAUUCCUCAAUACGCUUCUGUCAAUAGUAAUCCGAUUGACGGUAAUCUAGUAGGUGUUGUCGACAACAAUAAUUAUUUAGAUGACCAUGUAAUUAGUCCCAUAGUUGAUACUCGUAUCAAUCUGGCCAACCAUCAUAGCUCAGCUAUUAAUAAUUUCAUUGGUCAAAAUACCCAGCAUCGAAAUUCUGUCGACA